Messenger RNA from Caenorhabditis remanei, 1800 nucleotides. RefSeq lists its product as uncharacterized. The transcript is spliced from 9 exons. The coding region runs from base 1 to 1800 and encodes 599 amino acids. The record is from RefSeq and is a predicted model, not a curated record. Lineage: Eukaryota; Metazoa; Nematoda; Chromadorea; Rhabditida; Rhabditidae.
AUGCCGCAAUUACUAUUCCCGAUCCGCAAAGCCCGUGUUCGCACAUCGAGCAACCAAAGCAACAUGGGCACUUGCUUCUCAAAUUUGAAGUCUGGAAAAGAUGAUAAUUCGAUCGUCAGAGUACAGCAAGGACUUCUCGAAGGUUUCCGUGUCAAAACCCCGAAAGGUGAUCUCUGUGACGUCUUCCACGGAAUCCCAUACGCAGAGCCUCCAGUCGGAAAUCUCCGUUUCAAGAAACCACAACCUCCAAAACCGUGGGAUGGAAUUCGAAAGUGUAACAAGUACCCAAAUAGAUCAAUUCACAAAGAAAUGCCAUGGGAUAAAGCACUGCCGAGAGCAAAUCAAAGUGAAGAUUGCCUCUAUUUGAAUGUUUUUGCUCCCAAGAUUAGAGAAGACAAGAAAUACCCUGUCUUGUUCUACAUUCACGGCGGCGGAUAUGUGAUGGAUUCUGCAGAGAGAUAUACUGCCAAGAACAUCUGCAGAUUGCUUGUCUCCCGUGAAAUCAUCGUCGUCACUUGUCACUAUCGUCUCGGCUUCCUCGGUUUUCUAUCAACCGGAGAUGACGUGUGUCCAGGAAACUUUGGAUUGUUCGACAUGCUUGAAGCGAUGAGAUGGACCCAUGCCAACAUCGCUUCUUUCGGUGGUGACCCAGAUAACAUUACACUUUCUGGACAGUCAGCCGGUGCAGCCGCCGCCGAUCUUUUAUCGUUUUCUCCACUUGCCAAAGGACUUUUCAAUAAGAAAAUCGUAAUGGGUGGUAAUUCAUACUGCCAUUGGGCAACAACAAGCAAAGCAGAAAUCAGGGAGUACUGCAAGAAGUGGGCGAAGCGACUUGGCUGGAAACCGAAAGUGAACUAUGCGACGAAGAGAGAGGAGAGUGUCGACAUCUUCAACUUUUUCAAUGAACUACCCACUUCAAAACUCGGCAUGACAAUGUUCUUCUCGAAUACCAUCUUCAAAGAGUGUCAACUCCCACUUGCCCCAAUUGUCGAUGGAGAUAUUCUUCCCUAUAACUUGAAAAUUCUUCGAGAAACUCAAGAGCACGUUCCAUCUCUUGUCGGUGGAGGAGAAUACGAGGCACUCCUUUUCUGUGCAAUCGGUUUGUUACGUGGUACCGAGAAGGAAAUCAACAGUGCCAUUGACGUAUUGUCCAAGAAAAGCGGAUUAGCAAGGUCAAAGAUUGAGGCGAUGACCGAAAAGGUUUACGGAGAUUCUCCUGCAUUGAGGGCUGAUCCGAAAGCCAGAAAAUUGUUUUAUGUUAAUUUAAUCUCCGAUGUGUUUGCCAAUUACGGAAAUUACCGUUUCAUGAGAGACUGCCAGAAACGAGGAACCGAAUGUUACGGGUACUCGUUCGAUCAUCAAAGCAAACAAAUGUGGGGAUGGCUACAACACGUGGUUCCAUUCACUGGUGGCACUCACACUUCUGAACUUUCAUACCUUUUUGACUGCAAUUACAUGUCGGCACCACUUGGAAUGAACAAGACCGACAAAGUUGUUAGUGGAAUGACCGCCGAUUACUUCACGAACUUCGUCAAGUUUGGAACACCAAACGGACCGAAUUCUCAACUUCCAAAAUGGGAACGGAUCUCUUCAGACGAUGAACAUAUGCAACUGUUCAGUAUCAAACCAGAACCUGAAAUGAAGACAACUGUAUAUGGAGCCAGAAUGGAAGUUUAUGAAGAGCAUGUUGGCAUCAUUUAUGAAGAGAAAGCCACAGCUCCAAUAUCUCCACGUACUGACUUUGCACCCAGUAUUGUCUCCUCUGGAAGUGAUAACAGUUUGCAUAUUCUUGUUAGUUAA